This is a messenger RNA of Hylaeus volcanicus, 527 nucleotides long. Its product is annotated as translation machinery-associated protein 7 homolog. Bases 163 to 357 code for a protein of 64 amino acids. Lineage: Eukaryota; Metazoa; Arthropoda; Insecta; Hymenoptera; Colletidae. The record is from RefSeq and is a predicted model, not a curated record. The transcript is spliced from 2 exons.
CAUAGGGAGCAGCACAAUCUUCAAUUUCAGUUUCGUAUACUCCAGUAUAAUCGCACUGACUCGCACUGGAUAUCAGUCUGAUGCAAACUAUUUGGUUUUGACGUACUGUAUUUUUUACGGCUGUUGGGAGUCUUAUUUGGAAAAUUUGAUUGUGAUUUGAGAAUGUCGAGUCGUGAGGGCGGUAAGAAGAAGCCCCUUAAGGCGCCGAAAAAGGAUUCGAAAGUUUUGGAUGACGAAGACCUAGCGUACAAGCAAAAGCAGAAGGAACAACAGAAAGCACUCGCCGAGGCUGCAAAGAAGGCAAGCCAAAGGGGACCUCUCGUCACGGGCGGCAUAAAGAAAUCCGGCAAAAAAUGAUCCAGUUAAGACUGACGAAAAUCACAAUCUUCGAGCACACAAUGUUAUCGAGGCCAUGAUUUUGAUAUCAAUUAGUGUACCGACCGAAAUGUCUUUCGGUUCUUCAGCUUCGAGAAAUGGUUAAACACUUGUAAAUAAAUGUUUAUGGAUUAAAUCAUACUAAGCACACA